Messenger RNA from Lucilia sericata (common green bottle fly), 1024 nucleotides. RefSeq names its product enoyl-CoA delta isomerase 2 (gene Dci). The transcript is spliced from 2 exons. The coding region runs from base 207 to 986 and encodes 259 amino acids. The record is from RefSeq and is a predicted model, not a curated record. NCBI's taxonomy places the organism in Eukaryota, Metazoa, Arthropoda, Insecta, Diptera, Calliphoridae.
AACAUUCCAACAAAUUACAACCGAUUUGGAAUUAUCAAGCACCCGGUUAAUUUUAAGAUUAAACUUUUGGACUUUGUUUAUAAAGACCAGACAGAUUGAUAAUUUGUAAGAAAAAGUCACAAACAAAUAAUAUACAACAAAGUAUUAACACCUUAACACAAACAUCUUUUCCUACAAACACACCCACCAACAAAGAAACCCAUAAAAUGUAUCAAAACUAUAAACAACUCCUCGUGGAAAAGCAGGAUAAGCUAGUGGUAGUUAAAUUUAACAAUCCCAAAAAGAAGAAUUGUGUUAAUCGUGUAGCGUAUGGAGAAAUUGCCAGAGUAUUACAGGAAGCUGGUCAAGAUGAUACCACCACCUUGGUGGUAUUUACCGGUGUUGGGGAUUUCUAUACAGCCGGUAAUGAUUUAUCACAAUCAAGCGAUAUAGAAGAUAUGGAUGCCUAUAUACGUGAAUCUAAUGAAAUUUUCAAAAAAAUGGUGCGUUCCUUUAUUGACUGCCCUAAGAUUAUAGUUUCGUUGGUAAAUGGUCCCUGCAUAGGUAUUGGUACCACCUUGGCUGGUAUUUCGGAUUUGGUGUGGUGUUCAGAGACAGCCUAUUUUGCUGCUCCUUUUGUUAAACUGGGUAUUGUACCCGAAGCUGGUUCUUCCUACUUAUUUCCUUUGCUAAUGGGCCGUUCUAAGGCUUCUGAAGUUUUAUUAUUUGGCGAAAGACUGUCGGCUCAGGAAGCCUAUAAUUUUAAUUUUGCUUCUCGCAUUUAUAAACAUUCCGAAGUGGACUCUGUAAUAUGGCCGAAGUUGCGUGAGUUUGCUGAGUUACCUCCUCAGUCAUUGCAAAUAUCUAAGAGAUUGUUGCGCAGUGAGGAAAAGAAGGCUUUACUGCAUGCCAUCGAUGUGGAAUGUGUAGAGUUGUUGCAGCGUUUUGGCAGUGAAGAGUUUAUGAAUGCCUUGAUACAAUUCUCCAUGAGGAAGUCGAAAUUGUAAAAAUUUUACGAAAAAUAAAAGAUAAAGCAAAAAAAAAA